AUGAUUAAUUUAAUUUACAUCGUUCUUUUAACAUUAGUUUCCGCCAAAACCAAUGAAGAAGAAUUGAGAGAAGCUUCUUGCGUUAUAUUUUCAAGAUACAUACUAUAAGUUGAUUAAGUAUAAACCAACCCAUUAAUUGGAAAAUUAAUUAAGGAGCAAAAAUACAAUUAGGAUGAUGCCAUUUAUAUGGUAUAAGCAGCUGCCCUUGAUAAAUGUUUAACUAAUAUUAAACAAAGAGAAGUUACCAGAGUAAUCAUAUAAAUCUUAUAACAUUAGAUUCUUGAUGCAUUAUAGAAUUAAUAAAUAGAAUUAGAUAAAUACAUACAUCUCCAUGAAAAUAUUAAAUAUGAUAGAUUCAUCAAUAAUAAGAAAGAAGCUGCCAAACUUGCAUAAUUGAUUGAAAUUAUUAAAGAGGUUGAAGAGUUAAUACAAACUCAAUGGUAGAAGAGACCUGAGGUUGAAAAGAAAAGAUAAGAAUAAAGAGAAUCUGAAGAAAUCGAUCAAGAAAUUUAAGAUCAGUUAAGUGAUCUACCAAUUGUAGAGUAAUUUGAUCUCAGUAAAUUUUCUUUGAAGCAGAUACUACUCAAAAAUAAAGAAUAUUUGUAUUUUGCUAUCUUCAUUUUCGUUCCAAUAGUUUUACUAUUAAAUUGUAUUUAUAAACUUUAAUUAUCAGGUUGUUUCAAAAAGAAGCCUGAAAAAAAGGUUAAUACAAAAACUGAAAAGAAUGAAAAAAAAAGUUCAACCACUGAAGAACCUGAAAAUGAAAAAAAGAAAUCCUCUUCAGAAAAAAAAAGCGACAAGAAAGAAAAGAAUAAAAGCAAAAAAGAUUGAAU
Paramecium sonneborni is the source of this 833-nucleotide messenger RNA. The record is from the annotation of a GenBank genome assembly. Lineage: Eukaryota; Ciliophora; Oligohymenophorea; Peniculida; Parameciidae.